UUGCAUUUCUGCCGCUGUUGCUGCGGAGGGGAAUCAGCCAGCCCCUGUGGAAUGUCUCUGAUACUGCACACUGUGACAAAGUCUCAAGUGAGCAAACGUGUCCUCAUCCCCACAAGGAUGCUGAGACAGGUGGGAUGUCUUCUGAGGGCGAUCAGAAUGGAGAGAGCAUCCACGCUCCGAAGAAGCCCUCCUGUGGGAGAAGCUCCUUGGGGCCUGUUGCGCCCAGUCCACGGACACAACUGCCCUCACUGGGGCAGCCCCUGGACUGUGGGAGAGGAGCACUGUUUAUAGUGAGUCCCUCACACAGAGAGGCCCACAAGCAAAGUCACCAUGCAGUGAACCCGUCCAAGUGUAAGGAAUGUAGGGGAGCCUUCCCGUGUUCUCAGCACCAUGAUGUUCCCUUAGAAAUCUCCAGUGGACAGAACCCCCAGCAGUGUGACACUCUGAGUCAAGCAUCACUCCAUUGUGACCAUUCGAACCUUCACACAGGAGAGAAGUCGAAUAAGUGUAAAGAAUGUGGGAAGGCCUUCAGUCGAUCCUCAAACCUUAUUAUACAUAGAAUUCAUGCUGGCGAGAAACUGUAUGCAUGUAAGGAAUGUGGGAAGGCCUUUACCAAACCCUCAAGCCUCAGUAUGUACAGGAAGAUUCAUAUUGGAGAGAAACCUUAUCUAUGUGAGAAAUGUGGGAAGGCCUUUCUUCACUUCUCAAGCUUUUCUGGGCACAGGAAAAUUCACACGAGGGAGAAACCUUUUUCAUUUCAGGACUCUGGGAAGGCCUUCUCUCUCUACACAAGCCUUUCAUGUCAUAGGAAAACUCAUGCUGGAGAGAAGCUUUAUUCAUCUAAGGAGUGUAGGAAGGCUUUUGCUCAUUACUCAAAUCUUUCUAUGCAGAAGAAAAUGCACAAUGGAAAGAAACUUUAUAUAUGUAAGAAAUGUGGGAAGACCUUUGCUUAUUCCUCAAGCCUUUGGAAUCACAGGAAAAUUCAUACUGGAGAGAGACCUCACAGAUGUAAAGCAUGUGGAAAGGCCUUCACUCGCUCCUCAGCCCUGACUGUGCAUAUGAAAACUCAUUCUGGAGAGAAGCCUUUUAAGUGUCAGGAGUGUGGGAAGGCCUUCACUAGAUCCUCAAGCCUUGCUGCCCAUCGGAGAUCUCAUGCUGGGGAGAAACCUUUUCUGUGUGAGGAAUGUGGGAAGACAUAUUCUUAUUUCUCAAGCCUUUGUAUCCAUAGGAAAGUUCAUACUGGAGAGAAAUCUUAUGUUUGUGAGGAAUGCGGGAAGGCCUUCUUUCAAUAUGGGUUCCUUAAUAAGCACAGGAAAAUUCACAGUGGAGAGAAACCUCAUCAGUGUCAGACAUGUGGGAAGGCCUUUACUCUGCCCUCAGGCCUUAAUAUGCAUAUGAAAAUUCAUACCAGAGAGAAGCCUUACAUAUGUCAGGAGUGUGGGAAGGCCUUUUCUAGGUCCUCAGGACUUACUGUGCAUAGGAGAAUUCACACUGGAGAGAAACCAUUUAUAUACAAAGAAUGUGGGAAGGCCUUUUCUCAAUCUGGGUUCCUUAUUAAUCACAGGAAAAUUCACAGUGGAGAGAAACCUCAUCAAUGUCAGACAUGUGGGAAGGCCUUCACUCUGCUCUUAGGCCUUACAAUGCAUAUGAAAAUUCAUACUGGAGAAAAACCUUAUGUUUGUAAGGAAUGUGGGAAGGCCUUCUCUCAAUCGGGUGCCUUGCUAAGCACAGGAAGAUUCAUAGUAAAGAGAAACCUCAUCGGUGUCAGACAUGUAAGAAGGCCUUCACUCUGCCCUCAGGCCUUACUACACAUAUGAUGAUGCAUACUAGACAGAAAUCUUAUACAUGUAAGGAAUGUGGGAAGGCCUUCGUGUUCCCCUCAAGCCUUAGGAAACAUAGUAAAAUUCAUACUGGAUGACUUGAUCCCCCUAAUAAAAAUCCCAAAGGUCUAAACAAGCGCCCACAGUCAGACAAGUUUCCUUCAGACAAGGGGUCAGGGGUGUUACAACUGCACAGCCAAGAAGGAAAUAAUGCUGGUAGCAUGUGACAAGCUUCCCAUGAUAUCAGUACCAUAAGGGAAAGGUACUUGAUGAUCACCUGGGCUAUGACUAUGCCAGUGUCCUGGCAUUUGGAGUUCACAUGUAUAUUAGCUUGUAAAUGAUGGGUCUUGGUGAUGGAAGCCAGGAGGAAGGUGACUAAAUAAACAGGUACAAAAAAUGUUCCUUGCUCCAUGCACUGUGUCCUUGUUUGCUCUCACUCUGGCUUGGCCUAGAGGUCCUGAUUUCGGGGAAUUCUGGCAGAGAUCAACCACGAAGCUGCUGUGAAUCCUCUGAAAUUGGAAAAACAGGCAAACCUUCAUUCUCCAGGCCUUCCUGUUAUGUUUUGGGGUGCCACACCCUUCUGUGCUCAGAUCUUACUCCUGACUCUGAGCUCAGGGAUCCAUACAGGGGUGGGAAAGGAGGAGGAGGGGACACAGGUAUCCUUUUGUGUGGAGAGCCACCAUGGGACCAUGCUUUGUAGAGCUCUUUGUAAUCAACACCUGUGUGCUUCGAAAACAACUCCUAAUAAGGAAACAGGAUGUCUUGCCACGCCUAUAAGCUGUGACUAACCUAUCAGAUGCGGACACGUGGGCAUAAGCAGGCAGCGAGAGGUAUAUAAGGGGGGAGGUCACCUAGCUAGUGGGUUCUCCCUCAUGCGUCCCUUUUUCCGCCUUACUCCACGUCCCCUUUCCUGAUUUCUUCUCUAACGCAUGAGAAAGUUCCUAAAUAAAUCGCAGCCAAAAGGAUCUCCGAGUUGCGUGUUUCUUCGCUGGACGAAGCGGCGCGCGACAGCUGGUGGCCCGUACGGGGAACCCGACCUCCAGUACCCUCCCGGUGGAUUCAGAACUUGCUGCGAUUUAUUCAGGACUAAGGUUCACGAGAAAUCGUGACGAUGAGGUUCCUGUGGUAAGUCAGGACUAAGGUUCACGAGAAGUCGCGACGAUGAGGUUCCUGUGGUAAGUCAGGACUAAGGUUCACGAGAAGUCGUGACGAUCAAGUUCCUGUGGUGAGUCAGGACA
Molecule: messenger RNA, 3058 nt
Organism: Sorex araneus (European shrew)
Lineage: Eukaryota; Metazoa; Chordata; Mammalia; Eulipotyphla; Soricidae
Product: zinc finger protein OZF-like
Exons: 2
Coding region: 135-1817 (560 amino acids)
Biological process (GO): regulation of immune system process; regulation of cytokine production; negative regulation of transcription by RNA polymerase II
Source: RefSeq, a predicted model, not a curated record